UGCAUUUUACUACACAGAGCUGUAUGAUAAUUAUUUUUUGGUCGUACACAUAUUGUUAAAUAGAAACAGUAAAUAGCUUUUCCUUUUUACGACAUACCGGCAAGUUGUCACUCGAUUUCGCUGGUGACGUUCCAAAAACCAAGACGAAAAUGGAGUCUUUUCUGUCAAAAUCACUGAAAAUUGCAGCCGUUGUUUCGGCAUAUUGGUUUAUUUCUAUUUCUAUGGUCUUCUUGAAUAAGUACCUGUUGAGCAGCAAAGAUCUCAAGCUGGAUGCCCCACUGUUUGUAACCUGGUAUCAGUGCGUUGUAACCGUACUCUUCUGCUUCCUGCUCAGUUUUCUGUCCAAGGUCUUCCCUGGGUAUAUAUCCUUCCCAAGUAUGAGGGUUGAUCCAAAAUUAUGUAGAGAGACCCUGCCGCUGUCAGUGGUCUUCGUGUGCAUGAUCACCUUCAACAACCUGUGCCUGCAGAAUGUGGGCGUGGCCUUCUACAAUGUUGGCAGGUCCCUCACAACAGUGUUCAAUGUGGUGUUUUCCUACUUGAUGCUGAAGCAGUCUACCUCAGUGCCAGCCCUGGGUUGCUGUGGUGUGAUCAUCGCUGGUUUCUUCCUGGGUGUAGACCAGGAGGGGGCAUCUGGUGAUCUGUCAAUAAAGGGUGUGAUGUUUGGAGUGAUUGCCAGCGCCUGUGUUGCCCUUAAUGCAAUCUACACUAAGAAAAUAUUACCAAUAGUCGACAACAACAUCUGGCAGUUAACCCUGUACAAUAAUGUCAACGCCACCUUUCUUUUCAUGCCAAUUAUGCUGAUAUUUGGCGAAGGAAGGGAAGUGUAUAAUUUCCCGUUGUUAUAUGACUUAAAGUUCUGGUUCUUCAUGACCCUAAGUGGUGUUUUCGGUUUCGCUAUCGGGACUGUCACAGGGCUUCAGAUUCAGUUCACGUCUCCGUUGACUCACAAUAUAUCAGGGACCGCCAAAGCUGCCGUCCAGACGGUGAUCGCGUGUUUGUACUUCAAUAACGUCAAGUCAAUGUUGUGGUGGCUGGGCAACGUUACUGUGCUGGGUGGCUCGGCUGCCUACACUGAGGUCAAACGUCGUGAGAUGAAGAAGGCACACACCCAUCAGUCUGAAUUGGCAAGUAAAUUGGAGUCAGGGGAUAAAGAAGCAAUGUUAAGUGGGGAUAGCAAACCUUGAUAUGAGAAAGUUUGACAGGUUUGAUUGAAUUGAAGAUCUAUUGUUGAUAUAGAUUUAAUUGGGGGCCUUAUUUUUUAAAGUUAAGUUUGUGGGAAAUUUGUAUUGCGGUAUUCAUGUGAUAUAUUUGUUACUAUGCAGACAAAAUUUAUGUGAAGAGUUAUUUUUGUAUGUAUUUAUAUUUGUUUACUAAUAUUACUGUGGAACAUUUUAACAGAAAGAUAUAUUGCCUAAAAAUAUCUAUUUGCUUUUGCUCUGCUUAUAUUGUAGACUCCAUGUAUCAUAUUAAUCAACUAAGCAAACGCUGUAAUUUGGAGGCUGUUAGAUUACAUGUAUCAUUCUAAUCACACAGGGUUUACAUGGCCUGUUGCGUAAUUAGCAAAUUACUACAACUUUACCUAUUUUGAUACAGAAACUUAUAUUUGUCUCAAUGUUUUCUUUAGAAAAUAUAUAAAUAUGCUAAAUUGA
Molecule: messenger RNA, 1649 nt
Organism: Dreissena polymorpha
Lineage: Eukaryota; Metazoa; Mollusca; Bivalvia; Myida; Dreissenidae
Product: GDP-fucose transporter 1-like
Exons: 6
Coding region: 150-1184 (344 amino acids)
Biological process (GO): protein O-linked glycosylation via fucose; GDP-fucose import into Golgi lumen
Cellular component (GO): Golgi apparatus
Molecular function (GO): antiporter activity
Source: RefSeq, a predicted model, not a curated record